Molecule: messenger RNA, 768 nt
Organism: Aureobasidium uvarum
Lineage: Eukaryota; Fungi; Ascomycota; Dothideomycetes; Dothideales; Saccotheciaceae
Source: the annotation of a GenBank genome assembly
AUGCCAACCUACGCAGUCCUCGGAGUAACAGGCAACACAGGCCAAUCCCUCCUUAAAGUCCUGACCCAAGACCCCGCCAACAAAGUCCACGCCUACUGUCGCUCUAGAACAAAGCUUGAGAAUCUACAACCCGGAAUCAUCGCAAACCCCAAUGUUCGUGUCUACGAAGGCAACCUGAGCAAUACAAACAUCAUAGCCGACUGCAUCCAAGGCACCCAUGCCGUGUUUCUCGCAGUAGCAGUCAGUGGAAAUGUGCCAGGCAAUACCAUCGCUCAAGAUACCGCACGCGUAGUCAUUGCCGCCUUGCGCUCACUUCGAAUCACUUCUGCAGCGACAAAAUUUCCGAUAUUGGUUGUGUUGUCUGCUGUACCCACAGAACCAGCAUUCGAAAAAGAAAUGCCGGCAUUAGCUCUCGACCUCCUCUUCCGCGCAGAAUCAAACAUCUAUAAUGAUUUGAUAGCUGCUGAGGCUUUGCUGCGUAGAGAGCAGGAUUGGCUGUCAGUGACGUUUGUGAAGCCAGGCGCUUUGAGCAUUGAUUCGCAAAAGGGACACAAAGUCUCCAUGCAAGCAGCCAAGGGGGUGGUUUCGUUCAUGGAUCUUGCAGCCGCAAUGGUCGAAGUGGCUGACAGUGGUGAUACGUACGAUUGGAAAGCUGUAUCCGUUGACCCCGUUGCUGCAGACGUCGCAUUUCCAUGGCAGAAUCUGCCUUUGUUGGUCAAGGGGUUGUUGUAUCAUUUCUUUCCUUGGAUGUAUGCUUGGCUUGGUUGA